Callorhinchus milii (elephant shark) is the source of this 1007-nucleotide messenger RNA. RefSeq names its product chymotrypsin-like elastase family member 1. Gene Ontology annotation, biological process: proteolysis. Gene Ontology annotation, molecular function: serine-type endopeptidase activity. Bases 112 to 942 code for a protein of 276 amino acids. The record is from RefSeq and is a predicted model, not a curated record. The transcript has 8 exons. NCBI's taxonomy places the organism in Eukaryota, Metazoa, Chordata, Chondrichthyes, Chimaeriformes, Callorhinchidae.
AUCGGGGUGUGGGUGAACCAGGAGAAUGUUCAGCUGUGCGCAACCGGAGGUCACAGUAUAUUUACCCCAGGGCCAUGUACUGCAAAUUCACUCAACCCUCAACUUCUCAAGAUGUUUCCCUGCCUCGUGUUUCUCCUCGCUCUCGGAGCAGUUUGUGGGCUACCGGCAAAGAGGUACCCACUCACCAAACAACCUCACCUCGGCCGAGUUAUUGGCGGACAGGAAGCUGUUCCACACAGCUGGAAAUGGCAGAUAUCUCUUCAAGUCACUUACGAUUCAAACCCCACUGGAUUCUGGCACACGUGUGGUGGCACUAUCAUCCACUACUUAUACGUCAUGACAGCUGCCCAUUGUGUUGACUCGCCUUCCGGAAAGAUCUACCGUGUGGGCUUUGGAGAGCACGACUUAAGUGUGGAUGAAGGCACGGAGUACUAUUUGGACGUGGAAUCCAUCCAUGUCCAUCCCUACUGGAAUCCUUCUUCCUUAGCAAGCGGGUAUGAUAUAGCGUUGUUGAAGCUGAAGGACCCGGUUUACGAUAAUUCCUACGUGGAGAUCGCAAUCUUACCCGUUGAGGGUCAAAUCCUACCCAGUCAGAGCGAGUGUUACAUCACAGGAUGGGGAUUAACCUCCCCUAACGGGAGCGGUGCUACCCGCCUACAGCAAGCCGGCUUGUCAGUGGUGAGCUACGAAAUCUGCUCGAGACCCGAGUGGUGGGGAGCCACGGUGAACGAUCGCAUGAUCUGCGCUGGAGGGGACGGCUAUAGUUCUGGCUGUCAGGGAGAUUCCGGAGGUCCAUUUGCCUGCAAGUCAAAUGACGGUUAUUGGUCAGUCCAUGGCAUUGUGAGCUUCGGGCCAAUCUACUGCAACAUCUAUGAGAAACCUACAGUCUUUACCCGGGUGUCAGCCUACCUUGACUGGAUAUUCCAGAUAAUCAAUGAGUAGUGAACACCAGGAGGCCGAUAUGUAUCAAACAAGAGUAGAAAAUAAAGAUACAGCAUCAAACCAUA